Besnoitia besnoiti is the source of this 2334-nucleotide messenger RNA. RefSeq lists its product as uncharacterized. Bases 1 to 2334 code for a protein of 777 amino acids. The record is from RefSeq and is a predicted model, not a curated record. Gene Ontology annotation, molecular function: leucyl-tRNA--protein transferase activity. Gene Ontology annotation, cellular component: cytoplasm. Gene Ontology annotation, biological process: protein catabolic process. Lineage: Eukaryota; Apicomplexa; Conoidasida; Eucoccidiorida; Sarcocystidae. The transcript has 6 exons.
AUGUACGACAUCGGGCGCCGCACUUAUCCUCCGCCGCCCUGUGUCUGGCGUCCGCCUCCUGUCCUGAGAGAGAAGGAAGCCGAGAAGGCGAGUCUCAGCCGAGAUCACGGCGUCGACAGGGCGCGUGAGGCCGCUGCAGCAGACAAGAUGCCGCGCAGGAACCCGCGAGGGACACGGGCCGAAGGAGACAGCGAGCCGUUCUACGAGCUGUCGCCUGCAGACCUCCACGCGCUCUGCCGCGAGCGGCCGAGUCUCCGCAGCUUGCCGCGCCUCACCGCAGACUACGAUUUAGAAGAAGUCGCUUCGCGCGUGACCGCCAUCCAGUUCCCCUGCGACUUUCUUUGGGCUUCGCUGAUUUCUCCGUCUUUCUACGCGCGGCUGCUGCACGCGGCGUUCCUCCCGAUUGGUCAUCGCGUGAAGCUGAGGCGAGGCGAACGCGCGACGCACCCCGCGAAGAGAGGGAAGACAGCGGACCGUGGCGAGAAUGGAGACGAGACGACAGAGCUUCGAGACGCCAGUAAACGGGAAAGCGAACGCGCGGACACGCAGGAAGAAGGACAAGGAAGCUGCGAUCGCCGCGCCGGCGAGCCGCCCGCGGAACCGACGACAGGGGGAGACCGAGGGCAAACCGCCGCGCCGCCUGGCCAAGAAGCGAAAGCUGCACACGCGAAAGGAGCAAAGACAGAAGAAACAGGAGAGGAGGCAUCGGACCUCGAGACGGAGAAGGCGAGUGACGACGCGAGCGACGAAGACGGACGAGAUGUAGAGAUGAGCGAAAGUGAAGAUGGCGACAGAUCUGAAGAAGAAGACACUAAACACCAUGGGACAGACGGACCAGGAACUGCCACCUCUCCGUCAGACGCGACGUGCGCCCGACGUGUGCUGUACCUCCUUCUGCCGAAGCUUCACCAGGAGCGCUGCUGUCUGCGCCUCGAUCGCAUGACACUGCAUAUAAGCCGAAACACCAGGAAGAGAGCCAAGCGGUUCUUCUUCUCCAUCGACCGCGACAUCGACGGCGUGCUUCAGGGCUGUGUGCGGCAGCAUGGCGAAGGCUGGUUGUACCCUCCAGUCCGCGCGGCCCUGAAGGCGUUGCAUGCGCAGCAGCUAAGAAGAGGUGCAGGCGAGGCGUGCGGUUCUUCAGAAGGAGAGGCGCGGAAGACACGAGGCCCCGAGAGCGCAAGGGGGGGGCUGCGGGUGCCAGGCAGGGAAGAUGAUGAAGUUUUCUUGCACUCGAUUGAAGUUUGGACGAGAGAGGACGACAGCCACGGCAAUGGGGGGAAGCCCGACAGGCACUCCAAGAGCAAUGAAGCAGGUCGCCAUGUGUCAAGGACUGCGACGGGCAGCGCGCCGCGGACUGAGGGUUCGGCGUCUUCUUCCGAUUCCUCUUCGUCGUCCUCUUCCUCUUGCCCCUCGGCAUCGUCGGCCGGUCUCUCUUCGAGCUCCACAGGUCACGUUCUUCGUCCUCAGUGUCCUGCUUCAGCUUCUUCUGCUUCGUGUCCCCCCACGUCUUCCGGGCGACGAUGGCGUCUCUGUGGAGGAGAGAUCGGCGUGCGCGUCGGCGCGGUCUACACGUCGCUGACCGGCUUCAGCUCUGUCAGCGAGGCGGGAAACGUGCAGCUUGCCGCGCUCGGAGUCCUCCUCAAGCUCGCCGGUGUGCGCCUGUGGGACAUGGGCAUGGAGCUCGACUACAAGCUCUCCCUCGGCGCUCAAACUCUCUCUCGCGCGGACUUUCUUGGGCUCUUUCGCGAAGCUCGCGCGCUGCCUGCGUCUCCGCUGACGACGCAGGCGGCGCAUCGCCUUCUCCGACAGGCUGCGGCAGACGGCGACGGCGGCAGAGAGGCCUGCGGUGGCAGUGAGGCCGCUGAGCUCCCUGGGGAGGCAGGAGGGGGAACAGGGAUGAAAAAGCAGGCAGGGCAAGCGCGGAGGGGUUUCGCGAGCUCCGGUGGUGGAGGCAGUCACGAGGCGGCGCCUUCUCGCGCGGCCGACGCGGACUGCGCUCGCUCCGAGGCAAGUUUGGCCUCGCCUUCAGCCGCCGCUGCGUCGUCCUUAGCCUCUCCAUCGUCCUCCCGUUCCGCGGCGCCACGCAAGGGGGGCCUUGCCCGUGACGAAGCGAGGAGACUCGAGGAGAGAGGCGGAGGGCAAGCUGCAGAAGAGUGGCUCAACUGUGACUGGUUCAUCGACGUUUAUCGGGUGGAGCAAGAGAGGCGAGAGCGCGUGCAAGGAGAACCUGACGGAGCUCUCACAUCGACUUCCAGAAAACAGCGCAAGCAGGAACGAGGUGCCACGAGAAAAGAAGCGACCUCAAUGCACUUGCCGUCCGCGUCACAGUUGUGA